Chara braunii is the source of this 5422-nucleotide messenger RNA. NCBI's taxonomy places the organism in Eukaryota, Viridiplantae, Streptophyta, Charophyceae, Charales, Characeae. The record is from the annotation of a GenBank genome assembly.
GCGUUGGCCAAGGCUAGUGACCCAUCCAUUGCCCUGCAGACACAUUCAAACUCACUGAUGCUAUGUUCGGGAGAUGUGUCUGAGUCCCUAAGAGUUACAAAAUGAGUGGUCAGGGAAGGACCCCAGAGACUCUUGGGCGAUGAUUAGUAAAGGUCCUCGGGGUGAACAUUUCGUGGUAGAGGUUGAUGUAGGUGGUCGCAAAGUGGGUGCCUUCGCAGACAUAGGCUCUACACAAAACUUCAUAAGUCGUGCUUGUGUGGAUAGGUUGCGCUUAGGGGACCGAGUGCAGCGGCUUAGUAGAUUUGUAGCCUCUAUGCUAGCCAACAAGCACAGUAUGGUAGUCCAAGACUAUGUCAAGGAUGUAGUCUGCACCUUCUCCUAUGGAGGCGGGAAACUAAGACAUAAAAUCUUGUUCCUUGUCAGCGACGAACUGCCAUUCGACAUGCUGCUAGGUAUGUACUACCUCGAGGUUGCUCAACCUCAAUUCGACUGGGAUGGAAAGGUGAUUAUCCACAAGUUGCCCAACGGUAGAACCGUUAGAGUGCAGAAGUUCGAAGCUAGCAGCCUAGUCGAAAACUAUGGGUGCAUGUGCGCAUCUUCCUUCUAUAACUACUAUAAGCAAAAUCGCGAGAAAGGCAUGCACUUAGUCUUUGUCUCUGAGAAAGGGGAGACCGUGAAAUCACCCCCAGAGAUAGUAGUCGUCGCACAAUAUUCAGACCUUUUUGAGGAGCCCACUGGUGUGGUGGAAAGGGAGGUUGUCGACGCGAUAGAAGUCAUCCCUGGUAGCAAAGUACCUAGAGGAUGGAUCUACAGGAUGUCUCCUGCGGCGUUCGAUGAGCUCCGCCGCCAGCUCAAAGAGCUCACAAAGAAGGGAUGGAUUCGACCUAGUACCUCCCCUUACGGUGCUCCAGUCCUAUUUGUUCCUCAGAAGGGAGGUACCUUAAGGAUGUGCAUUGACUAUAGGGGCCUCAAUGCCAUCACUGUAAAGAACGCAGAGCCCCUACCCCGCAUCAACGACCUAUUGGAUAAAGUGCAGGGAUGCCAAUACUUUACUAAGAUAGAUCUAAAGUCCGGAUACCAUCAAAUUGCCAUUAGACUUGAGGACCAGCACAAAACCGCUUUCCAGGCCAGGUACGGUCUUUACCAGUUUGUGGUGAUGCCCUUUGGCCUAUGCAAUGUCACUGGAACAUUCCAACAUGCAAUGAAUAGGAUUUUUCAUGAUUACUUAGACAAGUUUAUCGUCGUGUACCUCGACGAUAUCCUUAUCUUUAGUAAGACUAUAGAGGAGCACGUUGAGCACUUACGAACAGUGCUAGGUCUCCUAACACAACACCAAUACAUGGUUAACUUGGAGAAAUGCGAGUUCAGUCGCACCAAGAUCUUGUACUUGGGUCAUGAAAUUUCUGCGGAUGGGUUGAGAAGGACUAGCAAGAGACACAUCUUCGUUAUAGUGGACUGCUUUUCCAAGUAUGCAAGACUUAUCGCUAUGCCGGAGACUGCUAAAACUGACUACAUCAUCAAACUGUUUCUGGAUAACUGGUACGCGAUUUUGGACUCCCUAUGUCUAUAAGGCUCAUUGUACGAGAGGGUGGGGCAGUACAAAGAAGCUCUGAGCAAUUUCAAUCAGGCGAUCAAAUUGGACCUGUCAAGUACAUUGUCAUACAAUGCCCGAGGUCUGUUGUAUGAAAAGCUUGGUGAUGGAGAUGCUGCAUUGCGGGACUUCAACGAGGCAGUGCGAAUGCGCGGUGCACGACACCGCAACGUGCCCCACGCAAGUCAAAGGCAAAUUCCCUUCGGGAAAGUGAGCAUCGCCGAGAGUGAUGUGGCUGCACUCUCGACGCCUUCGAAACUGGUUGCUUCGCGAGAAACCUCUCUUCAUUCUGAGGCACAUGCGGAAUUCGACAGUCCUCUCUUAUACCCUUAUGCUGCCCGGCUCGUUCCUUCGCUGGGUUCUCAAGCUCAAGGACAAGAUGUGUGUGCUGCUUCUUCUCCGUUCGACAACAGCGACAAUGAAUCGUCUUCAAGUGGUUCUUCAAGGGAUUCGACGCACGAGUUCAACAUAGAGGUCCAGGAGUCGUUGACGUCCAACGAUUUUGCAUGGCUUCCUCUCCCUUCCACAGGCUGCUUGUCGGGACCACAAUGCACAGCACUAUGCGCCCAUCACCACACAUACUUAGCCUUCUAUGCACCACCACCUUCGCCGACAGAUGAUGAAGCUGCAGUGGGGGACAUCCUUGCAUAUGUUAGCAAGGUGGCCCGCGAGUUUCGCACGCAGCGGUACGAUGAUAACAACGCACCGCUCCUUUAUGUCUGCAUCCAAGUUGGGCAAGCGUCAUGUGGCACUUUGCUGGAUAGCAGCGCAACUCGCAAUUUCAUUAGCCAGUCCUUCAUCCAAAGGGCCGGCCUUGGCGCACAAGUUCGAAGGAAGCGAAACCCGACGACGAUCAAGUUGGCGGACGGUCGGACGCAACAAUUCCUCAAUCACUACAUUGAAGUUGUCCCGGUUUAUUUCGCACCUCAUGCACGCGAACCGGUGACGUUUGACGUCUUGGACACGGACUUCGACAUCAUUUUGGGAAUGCCUUGGCUUGCAAGUGCGGAUCACACAGUUAACUUCCAUCGACGGACACUUACCGUUCGCAACGCCUUCGGCGCCGAGGUGUCGUGUGCCAUUCCUUUGCCGCAUCCCUCGAUCCGGUGCCAAGUUGUAACGUCCAAGUCUUUUCGGGCCACUUGCGCUUACGAGCAGACCGACGAGAUAGGCCUAUGUUUUCUACGAGCUGCCGCGAUGACCGAAUCUUCACCUACGGAUUUGUCUUCGGACCCCCGAGUGGUGCGGCUGCUCGACGAUUUCACCGACAUCUUCGAGUCUCCUACUGGUGUGGUGUCGGAUCAACCGAUCUCCCACGAGAUCAUUCUUGAGGCAGGUGUCGUGCCGCCAAAAGGAUGCAUCUAUCGCAUGAGCGAGGAAGAGCUCGCGGUUCUCCGCGCGCAACUCGAUGAUCUGUUGGACAAGGGCUGGAUCCGCCCUAGUAGCUCACCAUACGGUGCGCCUGUUCUCUUUGUACCGAAGAAGAACAAGGAUCUUCGCUUGUGCAUUGAUUACCGCAAGCUCAACGCACAAACCCUCAAGAAUGUGGGACCUCUUCCGCGGAUUAACGACCUUCUCGAGCGUUUGGGCGGCGCAAAAUUCUUCUCAAAGUUGGACUUGAAGUCGGGCUAUCACCAAAUCUCGAUACACCCGCAAGAUUGCUACAAAUCCGCGUUCAAGACACAGUACGGGCAUUUUGAGUGGAUCGUUAUGCCUUUUGGCCUCACCAAUGCCCCAGCGACUUUUCAAGCGGCAAUGACUAACGAGUUUCGUGCGAUGUUGGACCGGUUCGUACUAGUAUUCUUAGACGACAUUCUCGUCUAUAAUCGGACAUUGGAGGAUCAUCUUGAGCACCUUCGACGAGUGUUGGAGACGCUCCGCCGCGCCAAGUACAAAGCCAACCGCAACAAGUGCGAUUUUGUCGGGCAAGAGCUGGAAUACUUGGGCUAUUUUGUCACACCGGAGGGCAUCAGCCCGUUGUCGGACAAGAUUCAAGCCAUCCAAGAGUGGCCGGAGCCGAAGAACGUCACAAAUGUCCGUUCGUUCCUUGGCUUAGCCGGCUACUAUCAACGCUUCAUCAAGGGAUACUCGAAGAUCGCGGCUCCUUUAUCCAAGCUUCAAGGCGAGGACCGGCCAUUCGACUUCGACGACAAUGCAUGGACGUCCUUUUUGGCUCUUAAAGCCGCAUUACUAUCCGCGGAGGUGUUGCACAUCUAUGAUCCGCUUCUGGCGACACGUGUUACUACCAAUGCGUCUGGCUAUGGCAUUGGUGCCGUCCCCGAGCAACAUGAUGGCGUGGACUGGCACCCGAUCGAGUACUUUAGCAAGAAAAUGUCCGCCCGUCCGGAUCACUGUAUCGCAGUCUAUUCGACCUUCGAGAUCGGCGAUCACCUGCGGAACAGCUUCAUCCGCGGCUACCAAGCCGACCCCGAGUUUCACAACAAGUACGCAAAUUGCUCCUCUCCUAAUCCGGCGCCUUCUCACUACCGGAUCCAAGAGGGGUACUUGCUUGUCCACACGCGGGGGAAGGACCUUCUUUGCGUACCGAGUGACUCUCACUUGCGUACACGACUUCUUGGCGAGUUCCACAACGCUCCCGCCACUGGACACUUUGGAGUCAAUCGUAUGAUUGGCCGAGUCCGCGAGCGCUUUUGGUGGCCCGGUCUUCUUGACGACGUCACACACUAUUGUGAGUCAUGCGAGGUUUUCCGACGUUGCAAAUCCCGCAAUCAUCGUCCGUACGGCGAGUUGCGAUCAUUACCAGUCCCCUUGCGCCGAAGGGAAGCGAUUGCCAUGGACAUUACCUGGCCGUUCCCCAAGCACAAGACUGGUGUGGAUGGGAUUCUCACGGUGGUCGACCGACUCACCAAGUUCGCCAUGUUUUUGCCUUGCCGCUAUCAUGCCAAGGCACCGGAGUUGGCCGAGGUUCUUUACGUCGGUUGGAUUCGAACCAAAGGUUACCGUAAGGAAAUCGUCUGCGACCGCAACACUCGGCUCAUGUCCGAUUUUUGGUUGGCGCUCAUCAAACGAUGGGGCUCAUCUCUCAACCCAAGUUCGGCUCGCCACGCCCAAACCGAUGGCCAAACGGAGAGGGCGCAUCAGACCGCACAGGUUCUCCUUCGCACCCUCAUCCGUCCCGACCAUAAGGAUUGGGUUGAGUGGCUGCCAGAUGUCGAGUUGGCAUACAACUUGUCCUUCCACCCGACUAUCGGGAUGUCGCUCUUCGAGUUCGAGCACGGCUCGCCGGUCACUUUUCCGUUGGACACAAUCAUUCCACGGGCGGCCGAGAGCGACGACCAUCUUCUCUUCAUUCGUCGGAUGCAAGAGCUUGGAAAAAAUGCAAGUUUGUCAGAUCGCAAUGGGGUCAGGCAUGAUCUUGGAAACCGUGAUAAAGUAGAGAAGAGGAAGGACGAUGUGCAGCAGCAGAUACCUGAACAGAAAGGAGAAAAAAUAGCAGAAGGGAUGAGAGUUAAACUCCGCCCAGAUGCGGACGGUGAGGAGGUGGGUGAUCAACAGGCCAAAGUUGGUGGCGAGAGGCCAACUGAGUACUUGGUACACUUUGCGUACUGCACCCACAAAGUUGAACGUUGGUUGACCCGUGCGGAACUGCAAGCAACAGCUCCAGAUGUUCUCACACGCUACGAACACAAGAUGCAAGGCAAGCCGGUAUCUUCGGCUCCACGUCGCACCCGCGUCCAGGUUCCACCUUCAGAUCGUCAGCUUCACCCUCGACCCGGCUUGACUUCAUAAGGAGGGGGGGGGGUUACAUGCUGCGCCUGCAACAAGCUGCACGGGCCAUUUUCCGGCCCGUGUCGUUUUCAGCCCGAAAGC